CAACACCUUCCCAUCAGACCAGCAGAGCAGCAGAAAUUCUCAAUGGUAGCCCGUUAUGCAAUCAGAAAGGAAUUCAUUCGAUUCCCCGGAGAAAGUUGGCUGGCUCAUGGCGGACCUUUUUCGGCUUUACCUCUCCUACUCGCCAGGCUCGUUUCAGUUUGGGUGGCUACAAAAGACGGUGGACCUCAAGGCCAUCCAUAAGUGUGAGAGAGUUACCGCGCCAGAGAAAUCUCGGGGCCUCCCAAGCGACUGGGGUUUCUCUGGCUUCAUGAAGACCGCUGCCCACCAGGUUCUAGACGAAGUUCCCUUUACGCAGUCUGAAGAAUUCCAUGGCCCACUCUUUAGAUGGCUGGGCGUUGGCAUCAUGAUCAAUUCCUACCCCGCCAUUAAGGGGGUCCAAAUCUUCCAUCUUCAUCAUAACCACUGGAGCUGCAUGAUUCGGGAUCAUUCGAGCGCAUUCGACACAAAACAGCAAGAAAAUCACAGAGAUUAUCUUCUGAAAAGUGAGCUACUCGCAGUCACUUCGAUCUUCUGCCGCCAGAUGAACGAGAUGGUGUGGCUUCCUGAAGAGAACCGGUAUAUGGCCAAGCUGAUAUACAAGGAAGGUUUCUUAAUGGCCACGGUCGUGACAUUCGUCCAUGGGAAAGUACGCAUAAUCCAAGCGAGCUGCAACCCAUCGGAAACGUACCCAACGCUCACCUUGACGCUGAGGGCUAUAUACAAGCUCGGCGAGGACAACUACGAUAAGGAGGUGGCCUUUGAUGUUCUGAAAUGGAUUCUCAGCCCUCCCGAGCCGGCCAAGCAGCUCUCCAUGAGAGGAAAGAAGUAGGCAAUUUUGUCAUACAUAUAACCAGGCAUGAAAUGCGUGAGGCGGUUUUGCUAAGACUUUGCUGAUACGAAUAUUUGGCGAUUUUAUUUACUUUCUUUUUGUCAUCCAGGCUGCUCUCAUGAGCGCUACUAUGACGAAUUUGUAUCCCACUCGACGGAGCGUAUUAAGCAUGUUAUUUGCAAAUAUUCUAUUCAAAACCACAUUGCUCAAUUGAUAUGCCAGCAUUUCGAAAGUGGCCUUUGGCACUCGCCUUUUUUGCGCCGACAGAAUCAACGCACCGUUGAAGGAAAAUACCGAAACCCUAGCUAGGGCCUUCCUCAUAUAAUGACCAGUUCUUCUUAACGUAAGCCUUCAACUCAGCAAAGAAUUCCUCUAUUAGGUUCAAAUCAGGCGAGUAAGGUGGCAACUAUAGUAGCUUCACACCAGCAUCGAAGCACAUCUGCUUUAUCCUGGCUGAGCGGUGGAAUGAUGCAUUAUCCAUAAUUAGGACAGAUUUUGGUUCCGGCCACCGCCCACAGUGCUGAAGAAGCUGCCCAAUAAAACCUUCAAAAAAAGCCGCAUCAGUUGAACCAGUAAAGACACGAGAAAGGAGAAUGCCAAAACAGGCUCUGUCAAGAUACACUGGACGACACAUCAUCCCCGUGGUUUGCCCGAUAAAGAUACUUCCAUGGCACGAUAUUGCAAUGAACAAGCUAGGUUGAUUGGCACUGUGGUUGAGGGUGACUCGCAAAAAUGUGGCCCUCCAUCGGCCUCGCAGAUGUAAAUCAGGCCAAUACCAGUGGGAUUGGAAGGAACGGAAGGGAUCAGCAGACUUGCAGGUUUGCUCCAAAAAGAUGGGAAAGUAAAUGGUAGGGAAAAUGGAACACGAUAAUAUGUGCCUUUGUAUCUGGGUGUUGCUCAUAAC
This is a messenger RNA of Coccidioides immitis RS, 1733 nucleotides long. RefSeq lists its product as uncharacterized. The coding region runs from base 56 to 829 and encodes 257 amino acids. NCBI's taxonomy places the organism in Eukaryota, Fungi, Ascomycota, Eurotiomycetes, Onygenales, Onygenaceae. The transcript is spliced from 4 exons. The record is from RefSeq and is a predicted model, not a curated record.